AUGAGUAUUAUUCAACAGUAUGAUGAAAAUUUGGAUGAGGAAGUCUUAGAUGAAAAGGUUGUUCCUUCAAGGGUUAGGACGUCGAUUCAGCUGGUUAAGAAUAUGUCUAAUAACCCAUUUGAAAGGAAACCUCAAGGAAGUAAACUGAUGAAAACCCCUUCUUUACCUGUACAGAAAUUUCAGAAAUAUGUACAUAAUUCCAAGAACAGGAUGGAUCAUACAAAUUAUUCCAAACUUUCAGAAGUUUCUUGAAAAGAAAAUUCACACCUAAAACCGAGCCUUCAGAGUGAUAUUAAGGGCUUACUUCAAAGAGCAAUUAGGAUCAGAAACUCAUGAAAAUACUCCUCUGAACGCCACAUCCUCUGUGAGAAAAUUGAGGAUGAUUCUGUUGACUCUCCCUAUAUCUGAAAGAGGGAAGUGACAAUGGAAGAUAUUUUGGCUCCUAAUUAA
Moneuplotes crassus is the source of this 450-nucleotide messenger RNA. Lineage: Eukaryota; Ciliophora; Spirotrichea; Euplotida; Euplotidae. The record is from the annotation of a GenBank genome assembly.